GAGUUCUCUUAACUAAGCAAAAUCAGCCUUCUAAACAUGUUUAUUUUAUAUGGACAGAAAUUAGGUUCAUCAUAAUACCAGUUAAAAAUGUAAUGACACGUCUUAUACUUAUUAUGGCGACUGUUUGUCGCAUUGAAUUGAGAAAUUAGCGAAUGUGAUUAUGGCUUGACUUUUGGUCACGAGAUGCAAAGGUCAAAUUUCGAGUUUAUGCUGCCAUCGAUAUUUCAAUUUGGAGAAGAAGGUCGAUUUGAAUGUAAUGAGUCCCAAAGACGGAGCAUUUUGGAAGGCUCAACAAAGUCUUUUGAGACUUUUGAAGCAGUGUUCGAGCAUGAAGCAGUUGAAGGAGACGCAGGGUCGUGUAGUCCAGAGUGGCUUCCAUAAGACGCCGCUUCUGGUGGGAAAGAUCAUUGAGUUUUGCGCGCUUUCAGACCACGGAGAUAUCAAUUACGCUGUCAGGGUUUUUGACAGAUUCGAUAAACCAGAUGCGUUUAUAUUGAACACCAUGAUCAGGGGCUUUGGGAUGACUGGCCAACCAGAGAAGGCCAUUCACUUGCUCAGGAGAAUGCUGCAGGGAGAAUUUGAUGUGGCAGCAGUUGACACUUUUACAUUCUCUUUCAUUCUUAAAAUCAUUGCCGGAUUGAGAUCAGUCACACUGGGAAAGCAACUGCAUUGCAACAUCCUUAAACUUGGACUCCAAACUCAUACUUACGUUAGAAAUUCUCUUAUGCACAUGUACGGUAUGGCGAAGGACAUAGAAACCGCUCACAACCUGUUCGAGGAAAUUCCAAAUGCAGAUUUAGUGGCUUGGAACUCUAUUAUAAAUUGUCACGUGCAUUGUGGGAACUAUAAGCCGGCUCUCCAUCUGUUUGCUAAAAUGCUGCGGAGUGGCCUGCAACCGGAUCACGCCACUCUGGUAGUGACCCUCUCAGCGUGUGGUGCAAUAGGAGCCCUCGAUUUUGGGAGGCGAAUCCAUUAUUCUCUUGUUCAAAAGCAUACUAACCUUUGUGAGAAUAUAUCGGUCUCCAAUUCCCUAAUUGACAUGUAUGCAAAGUGUGGAGCAGUGGAAGAAGCCUACCACAUAUUUAGCAGCAUGAAAAUGAAGAAUGUGAUUUCAUGGAAUGUCAUGAUUCUCGGUCUUGCGUCGCAUGGUAACGGAGAGGAAGCAUUAGCGCUUUUCUCAAAGAUGUUACAACAGAAUGUGGAGAGGCCGAAUGAUGUUACCUUUUUGGGGGUUCUAAGUGCUUGUAGCCAUGGAGGAUUGAUUGAUGAAGGUAGACAAUGUAUUGAUAUUAUGGACAGAUAUUAUAACAUCCAACCCACAAUAAAGCACUAUGGGUGCAUGGUGGACCUUUUGGGCCGAGCUGGUUUAGUUGAUGAUGCAUACAAUUUGAUAAAGAACAUGCCAGUGGAGUGCAAUGCAAUUGUAUGGAGGACUUUGUUAGCUGCGUGUCGACUUCAUGGAAAUGUUCAACUGGGUGAGAAGAUAAGGAACCAUCUGUUGGAAUUGGAACCUGAUGAUCAUAGCAGUGAUUAUGUUCUUCUUGCAAACGUGUAUGCUAGCACCGGUCAAUGGAAUGAAAUGUCCAAAGAAAGAAGAUUAAUGCAGCAAAGGCGAAUUCAGAAACCACAGCCUGGAAAUAGCUUCAUCGGAAUUCCUGGAUUGGCGUUGGAGAAAGAGACUAUUGAAACAUUGUUAUAAAACUGACAUUAGCACUUGACACAUUAAUGUCCAAGUCAAUGAAGCUUUCACUAGAUAAAUGGUAGAAUUUGAGGAUAGUGUGCCUAAAGGUUGUAUCCUCUUCAUUAACCAAUGUAUUAUAAACAAAAUGAAGCCAACACGUCAAGAUUGUAUCCUCCUCAUUAGCCAAUGUGUCUUAAACAAAUUGAAGCCAGCAUGUGAUAGGAGGAUCAUUUGAUCAGACAAAACUGAUAGGAGUGUUCCAAUCAAGAACAUGAAUAUGGCAUUUGUGCUGAGGUCUUAAGUGUUGUUUAUGCUGCCAUUCAAAAGGCUGGUUGAUGAUCAAGGAUUAAGCAUGGGAGAGGUUUUCAAGGUUAUAAACCUUCCAGGUAGAUGGCUUGAUUGUUGAAGCUCUUCUAGCAUUUGGGCAAACUUUAAAACCUUCCCAAUCUAAAGCAACUAUUUCCCCCUUCUACUCAAACGGUGGGUUGAGAUCCAAAAUCAUGUUCAAACACAGCCCAUAUACGAAACCAUUAUUUUAUGCAACCUGUGAUGUGUGGAUCAAAAUUAAUUUAAACGAGGGAACUAGGAUUUAGGGUGUGCGAUCUAUGUCCAGAGUCAAUGUAAACACCUGAACUAGAAUAUUUCUGAACUUUAGAAGCUGCAGCUAUUACAGAGCUCUAUUGUGUGCUUCUUUGUGCACUGAUAGAUUGGUUAUUUAUAUGAUAUAUCGUGUGCCU
Molecule: messenger RNA, 2418 nt
Organism: Vigna radiata var. radiata (mung bean)
Lineage: Eukaryota; Viridiplantae; Streptophyta; Magnoliopsida; Fabales; Fabaceae
Product: pentatricopeptide repeat-containing protein At1g59720, chloroplastic/mitochondrial
Exons: 3
Coding region: 257-1699 (480 amino acids)
Biological process (GO): RNA modification
Molecular function (GO): RNA binding; protein binding
Source: RefSeq, a predicted model, not a curated record